AUGGAGGCGGCGGGCACCUGGGCGCUGCUGCUGCUGCUGCUGCUGCUGCUCCUGGUGGUGACGCUGGUGCUGCCUGCGACCCGGGCCCGAGGCCACCUGCCCCCGGGGCCCACGCCGCUGCCGCUGCUGGGGAACCUCCUGCAGCUCCGGCCGGGGGCGCUCUACAUGGGGCUCCUGCGGCUGAGUAAGAAGUACGGACCGGUGUUCACCGUGUACCUGGGACCCUGGCGGCGCGUGGUGGUCCUGGUCGGGCACGAGGCUGUGCAGGAGGCCCUGGGAGGCCAGGCCGAGGAGUUCAGCGGGCGGGGGAUGGUGGCAACGCUGGAUGGGACCUUCAAUAGCCACGGCGUGUUCUUCUCCAAUGGGGAGCGAUGGAGGCAGCUGAGGAAGUUCACCACACUGGCCCUGCGGGACCUGGGCAUGGGGAAGCGAAAAGGCGAGGAGCUGAUCCAGGCGGAGGCCCGAUGUCUGGUGAAGGCGCUCCAGGGGACAAAAGGACGGCCGUUUGACCCCUCCCUGCUGCUGGCCCAGGCCAGCUGCAACAUCAUCUGCUCCCUCGUCUUCGACCUCCGCCUCCCCUACGACAAUGAGGAGUUCCAGGCUGUGGUCCGGGCGGCUGGCGGCAUCGCCAUGGGGGUCAGCUCCCCGUGGGGCCAGACCUACGAGAUGUUCUCCCGGUUCCUACAGCUCCUCCCAGGCCCCCACACGCAGCUCCUCGGCCACUUGAGCACCGUGGCCGCCUUUGCCACCCAGCAGGUGCGACAGCAUAAGGGGAGCCUGGGCACCUCAGGCCCCGAGCGCAAUCUCGUGGACGCCUUUCUGCUGAAGAUGGCAAAGGAGAAGCAAGAUCCAAACACAGAAUUCACCGACGAGAACCUGCUGAUGACGGUCGUGUAUCUGCUGUUUGCCGGGACAGUGACCGUCAGCACCACGAUCCGAUACACCCUGCUGCUCCUGCUGAAAUACCCUCAGGUCCAAGAGCGAGUGCAGAAGGAGCUGAUGCGAGAGCUGGGGGCCGGCCAGGGGCCAAGCCUGGGGGACCGAGCCCGCCUCCCCUACACUGAUGCAGUUCUGCAUGAGGCGCAGCGGCUGCUGGCACUGGUACCCAUGGGAAUACCCCGAGCCCUCACCAAGACCACCCGCUUCCGGGGGUACACCCUUCCGCAGGGCACAGAGGUCUUCCCCCUUCUCGGCUCCAUCCUGCAUGACCCAGCGGUCUUUGAAGAGCCCGAGGAGUUCAACCCAGGCCGAUUCCUGGACGCGGACGGGAAGUUCAAGAAGCACGAGGCUUUCCUGCCCUUCUCCUUAGGUAAGCGCGUCUGCCUCGGGGAGGGCCUGGCUCGGACCGAACUCUUCCUCCUGUUCACCGCCAUCCUGCAGGCCUUCUCGCUGGAGGGCCCGUGCCCGCCGGGCACCCUGAGCCUCCAGCCAGCCAUCAGUGGCCUUUUCAACAUCCCCCAAGCCUUCCAGCUGCAAUUCCGGCCCCGCUGA
Molecule: messenger RNA, 1491 nt
Organism: Rangifer tarandus platyrhynchus (Svalbard reindeer)
Lineage: Eukaryota; Metazoa; Chordata; Mammalia; Artiodactyla; Cervidae
Source: the annotation of a GenBank genome assembly